CGCAAUACACACGCUUCAAGCAGUAGCCAAGCUAUCCCAUGCCAUAUACACAUACAUAUUUACAUGCAUACGUAUUAUCCAUAGCACUCCUUGAUUGUAGCCAUUGACCAGAGAGAGAGACGCUCAAUUCAUUUGAUAGCACUUCUUGCGUACUUAUUACUAAAGGAAGAAAUAAGCCAUUCACGUGACCAAGAGUUGAGAAUAAGACGAGGAGGACGACAAAGAUAAAUAUCCAUUCAUUGUUUUACAUGAGCAAUAAGUUUUAAACAUGAAUUUUAAGCAAGUAUCAACGUCGUGUUGAAAUAAGUCAAUUUUGAGAAGUUACAUACUUAAUAGUGCAAAGAAAGGGGAACGAUUUCUACGAGUUAUUUCGCAAUGAAUGUCCGAGAGAAAAUAGCAGCUCGGAGCGAGCAUCAUCAGCCCAAUGGUGUUGACGGUGAGGGUGAGAACGGUCACAUGACCUACUUUGACCAGGACGGGAACAGACAAGAGGACGUGAAUCUGGGGGAGGAGAACCGAUGUGGGUUUGGGUGUUGCAGCCCCGACUGGAUCCAAGGGCUGGCCUCCAAGAAGGCCUUCCUCGUAGUCUUCUCCUUCCUCUCGGUGAUCCAAGGAAUGACGUGGGCUUACUUCACGGCCACCAUCACCACGCUCGAAAAACGCUUCAAAAUCAGCUCACAAACGGCGGGAAUUAUAAUGACAGGGAACGAAAUUAGUCAAAUUAUGUUUGCCAUUCUGCUGUCGUACUACGGUGGGCGAGGACAUCGGCCAAGAUGGAUUGCGGUUGGAAUACUUUUCUCUGCCCUGAGCGCCUUCGUGCUCGCAUCUCCCCACGCUUUCUACGGCCCGGGGUCCGAUGCUCUGAGUUUGACGAUGGAGUACGCCAAGGACUACGAUCCCACGUGGGAGCCUCCCACCACCACCACCACCACGCCUUCCUCCCUCCUCCAAACCUUCACCAAUGGCAGCGAGGUCCCGAAAGGGGGAGGAAUGCUGACCAAGAUUCAAGUUUGUCAGCUGGAUGGUCGUGGAAAUGGAAGGUCAGACUGUGACGCGGCAGACUCAUCAAAAGUCCCCUUAGUGCUCAUCUUCAUUUCUCAGUUUAUCAUGGGGAUUGGAGUCCUCCUGUUUUUCACUCUAGGCGGGCCUUAUUUGGACGACAACGUGGAAAAAACUCAAAGCCCAAUGCUUUUCGGUGUGACGAUGAGUUUGCGUCUCAUCGGCCCCACGUUCGGUUUUUUGUUUGCUGGGAUGUGUCUCAAGAUCUACAUCAGUCCCACGCUGACACCGAUCGUGCAGUUGGGAGACCCUCGCUGGCUGGGGGCGUGGUGGUUGGGCUGGGUCGUUCUGGGCUCCAUCAUGACCUUGACGUCCUUCACGAUUGCCAUGUUUCCCCGUGAGCUGCCCAGUGCCGUGUUGAGAAGGAAACUGAAGGAUAACAUGAGAGGGAGUCAAGCCUCGCUGGCCAGAAUUGGCUCACAAGUCGCGGUCUCCUCCACGGCGGAGGCAACGACAGAAAACGCAAUACCAAAGUUUUCCGAGAUUCCGCACGCUGUCACUGUCCUGAUGAAGAACAAGGUGAAUCUCUUCAACAACUGCGCCGCUAUAUUUUACCUCUUCUCCGCCAUCGGAUAUUGGACCUUCAUGCCGAAAUAUCUGGAAACGGUGUUUAUGCAAAAUGUGGUCAACGCGUCCAUCAUUUCUGGUAUGAUCAGUAUCGCUUUCCAAUCGAUUGGCCUUCUCCUGAGCGGGUGGCUUAUCUCCAAGUAUCAACCCAGAGCGAGGUUGCUUGCCGGAUGGAACGUCAUCAUUUCGCUCCUCUACGUCCUCGUCAAGAUCUCCUUCACGCAAAUGGGGUGUCACCAAGGGGCUCCGAAUUUCGGGAGUCACAAUGAGGAGACGGGCACCUGGAACUUGACCGUCGCAUGCAACGCGGACUGCAACUGCAAGGCCAACAAGAUUUCCCCCGUCUGUUGGAAGGAGAAGCAGACCAUCUUCUAUUCUGCUUGUCACGCGGGCUGCACCACGUUUCAGGAUGGCGGCGUCUCCAACUGUUCUUGCAUUGACGACCCCACGGCGAUCCUAACACCCGGCACUUGCAACGAGGGAUGUCUCACCAUGUUCCUCAUUUUCCUCGGAGUGAACGCUUUCAUCAAGUUGAUCGACUCUUCAGGUCGGAUCGGAAACAUGCUGGUCUCAUACAGAUGUGUGGAACCCAAGGACAAAUCUCUGGCAAUUGGGCUGAGCAUUUUCCUCAUCAGCGUGUUUGCCAUGCUGCCGUCGCCGAUCGUGUUUGGGAAACUGUUCGACUCGGUGUGCUUGGUGUGGGGGACGAAAUGUGGGGCGCGGGGGAACUGCUGGUUGUACGACGGGGCGACGUUGCAGUAUUGGUUCAACCUCACCGCAGCAGCUUUCACGGGGAUUGGAGCAUUUUUCGACAGUCUGGUCUGGAUAUACGUCAAGGACCUGGAUCUCUAUGAUGAAGAUAAAAACCAACGCAUCAGAGCAGAAAGUGCCAGAAUUAAAGCGAAUAAAAAAUAAAAUUUAUCCUCCAAUUACGUAAUUAUUAGUGAGUCCUAACGUUGCUCAUGUAAUAUUUUGUAAUAAUAAUAAAGUCCUAAAUCGGAAAUACU
Folsomia candida is the source of this 2633-nucleotide messenger RNA. RefSeq names its product solute carrier organic anion transporter family member 74D. Gene Ontology annotation, cellular component: membrane. Bases 376 to 2541 code for a protein of 721 amino acids. NCBI's taxonomy places the organism in Eukaryota, Metazoa, Arthropoda, Collembola, Entomobryomorpha, Isotomidae. The record is from RefSeq and is a predicted model, not a curated record. Gene Ontology annotation, molecular function: protein binding. The transcript is spliced from 13 exons. Gene Ontology annotation, biological process: transmembrane transport; sodium-independent organic anion transport.